GUCCAUAACUUCCGUGUGAUUUUAGUACAUUCGCUGUCAAUGUAGCAUAGAUGUAACUCCAUAGUGAGAGUUAUCUUAAUUUUAAUUGUAAUCUUAAUAAUUGUUUACAAAAUACAUAAUUCUUCUGGUAUAUAAAGGAAAAAGAAGGGGGGAAAAUGUGGAAAUGCGUAUUUCGUGGAAUCCGAGAAACGUUGGAACGACGUGUUUGUCGUACCAACGUUUAUUCACAGUCAUCGCAGGAUAACGCAAAAAAUGAAGUCAAAACAAACUUGACAUGCCAACAGAAAUUUCUUCCACCGGUUUUUAUCACUUGUGAUAAGGGCUUUUGUGGAUCGGCAAAAAGUACCGGUACUAAAGACAAGAGACAUGAUUGGAAUACCAAGCACACUUGGCCAGAGGCUGUCGGCUGGUCUAGUGUAUUGGCGGCUGGAUGGAUUGUGUGCCAAACACUUUGUCUUCGUAAAAGAGUUUUCGAUAGAGACAAUGAAAGCUUAAAAAACAAAUUACAUGAUUAUUCUGGAAUUUCAUCCUUACUUACGCAUAUAGCAAAUUUACAUCCAAGAAAAAUCCUGCCGGUUACCAACUGUAUUGGUACUAGCAAGAAAAGCUUUAAAACACGGGAUUUAAACUCGCAACAAACUGCAGAGAAACAAUUUGGUCCUAUCACCAUCGAAGAGGUGAGGAUGUUAUUUUGCAGACAUUAUACUCUGUAAUGUACAUUAGUAAAAAUUAAAGUAAAAGUUAUAUUCUGUGUUUCUUCUAAAUAAGUUCUUCAAAAGCAGCACAUGAAGAACCAUAGAUAAAAAAAUUU
Molecule: messenger RNA, 811 nt
Organism: Pogonomyrmex barbatus (red harvester ant)
Lineage: Eukaryota; Metazoa; Arthropoda; Insecta; Hymenoptera; Formicidae
Molecular function (GO): protein binding
Source: RefSeq, a predicted model, not a curated record